AUGUACGCUUCCACUCUUUCCUUUGCCGUUCUGGCUGUCGCCGCUGCCUCUGAGGACGUUAGCACUGAGUUCAUCACCAAGACUCUUUCUACUAUCACUGUUCAGAGCAUCCACACCCCCAACGCUGUUUUGGUUGGUGAGCUCGCUAACAACGCUACCGUUAGCAACUCCACUUCUUCUAACAGCACCUCUUCUAACAGCACUUCUUCUAACAGCACUUCUGUUCCCAGCAGUACCACGGUUUCCAACGGCACCUCCAACAGCACUUCUACCGGCACCAAGGCUCCCGUCCCUACUCACAACGCUGCUGUCUCCCAGAGCAUCCCUGUUGCCGCUGCCGUUGCUGCCGUUGCUGCUUAUCUCUUGUAA
Molecule: messenger RNA, 369 nt
Organism: Wickerhamiella sorbophila
Lineage: Eukaryota; Fungi; Ascomycota; Dipodascomycetes; Dipodascales; Trichomonascaceae
Exons: 1
Coding region: 1-369 (122 amino acids)
Source: RefSeq, a predicted model, not a curated record